Protobothrops mucrosquamatus (brown spotted pit viper) is the source of this 630-nucleotide messenger RNA. Its product is annotated as pulmonary surfactant-associated protein A-like. The record is from RefSeq and is a predicted model, not a curated record. Lineage: Eukaryota; Metazoa; Chordata; Lepidosauria; Squamata; Viperidae. The coding region runs from base 1 to 630 and encodes 209 amino acids. The transcript has 3 exons.
AUGACAUUAUUGACGUUUUUUUACGUGGCAUCCAUAGUGGCUAUUUUUUACCAACCGUGUCAUGGGCAGGAGGCCAACUGUUCAGGAGUUCCAGGAAUCCCAGGGACCCCAGGAGCUAAUGGGCUGCCUGGAAGAGAUGGACGGGAUGGCAUGAAAGGGGAUCAGGGACCACCAGGCCGUGCAGCUUUUCUCGAUUCAGACGUGCAGAAAGUGCUCAGAAAUCUGGGGGAAAGGAUCAUGAAGCUUGAAGGAGUUCUGGCCUUGAGGGGUCUGAUAAAUAAGGUGGAGGACAAAAUAUUUAGUACCAAUGGGAAGUCAGUUGGCUUUGACGCGAUAAUCCAGACAUGUCAGCUUUCAGGGGGAUCCAUCGCAAAGCCCAUGAAUGAAAAGGAGAACAAUGCUAUUUUGAAAAUUGUGAAAGAACAAAAUCAAUACACCUACUUGGGAAUUAAGGAGAGCUCAGUUCCCGGAGCCUUUGAGUAUUUCAAUGAAACGCCUGUGAAUUAUACCAAUUGGCGUCUAUAUGAACCAAAUGGAAAAGGGUCAGAAAAUUGUGUUGAGAUGCAAACCGAUGGAAGUUGGAAUGACAAAAAAUGCAACCAGUAUCGUCUCGUUAUCUGUGAAUUUUAA